Manis javanica (Malayan pangolin) is the source of this 10480-nucleotide messenger RNA. It is a transcript of the gene CELF6, whose product is annotated as CUGBP Elav-like family member 6. The record is from RefSeq and is a predicted model, not a curated record. Gene Ontology annotation, molecular function: RNA binding. NCBI's taxonomy places the organism in Eukaryota, Metazoa, Chordata, Mammalia, Pholidota, Manidae.
GGGCUCUGGGCUCGGCUCCGGGAGAGCUCGGGCGGGAGCCCAGGGGGCGCCGCGCGGGGACCUCAAGCCAGAUCCCAGCGUCCCGCCGCCUCGGCCCGGUCCUGCCCCGCCUCCUGCCCCGCCCCUUUCCAGCCCGUCCCACCCUCUCUACGCCUUCCUGUGCAGCCCCCCGCCCUCGCCGUCCGGGCCCCGCCCCCUCCCCCUGGCCCUCGCCACCGGUCCAGGGAGGGGACGGCGGGACCGGCGGGGAGGGCGGACCGGGGGUGGAUAUGGCCGCGGCGCCCGGAGGGUCUGCGCCGUCCGCCGGCCCCAGCCCGCGCCUGGGUUUCAGCACCGCGGAUAGCGGCGUCGGCAUGAGCGGGCUAAACCCCGGUCCUGCCGUGCCCAUGAAGGACCACGACGCCAUCAAGCUCUUCGUGGGGCAGAUCCCGCGGGGCUUGGACGAGCAAGACCUCAAGCCGCUGUUCGAGGAGUUCGGCCGCAUCUACGAGCUGACGGUGCUGAAGGACCGGCUCACCGGCCUCCACAAAGGCUGUGCCUUCCUCACCUACUGCGCCCGGGACUCUGCUCUCAAGGCCCAGAGUGCACUGCAUGAGCAGAAGACCCUGCCAGGGAUGAAUCGUCCGAUCCAAGUGAAGCCAGCCGCCAGUGAGGGUCGAGGAGAGGACCGAAAGCUGUUUGUGGGGAUGCUGGGGAAGCAGCAGGGCGAGGAGGAUGUCAGGCGCCUGUUCCAGCCCUUCGGCCAUAUAGAAGAGUGCACGGUCUUGCGGAGCCCUGACGGCACCAGUAAAGGCUGUGCCUUUGUGAAGUUCGGGAGUCAGGGGGAAGCCCAGGCAGCCAUCCAGAGUCUGCACGGUAGCCGGACCAUGGCGGGCCAGCGCUGCGGUCUGGACCCGUCACCGCGACCUUCCCUGCCCUACCCAGGGCGCCUCCUCCAGCCUCGUGGUCAAGCUGGCGGACACGGACCGGGAGCGCGCGCUGCGUCGCAUGCAGCAAAUGGCCGGCCAGCUGGGCGCGUUCCACCCGGCGCCGCUGCCGCUAGGGGCCUGCGGGGCCUACACCACGGCGGUAGGUGCCCGGCCCCGGCGGCGGGUGAGCCAGGCCAGGCCGGGGGCCGGGAGAGCUUCCCGCCGCUGGGCUCCCCACACCCGACCUUCUCACUCCCUAAGAUCCUGCAGCACCAGGCGGCCCUGCUGGCGGCGGCCCAGGGCCCAGGCCUAGGCCCGGUGGCCGCGGUGGCGGCGCAGAUGCAGCACGUGGCCGCCUUCAGCCUGGUGGCGGCGCCGCUGUUGCCGGCGGCAGCAGCCAACUCCGCGCCGGGCAGCGGCCCCGGCGCGCUUCCCGGACUUCCAGCGCCCAUCGGGGUCAAUGGAUUCGGCUCUCUGACCCCCCAGACCAACGGACAGCCGGGCUCCGACACUCUCUACAAUAACGGGCUCUCCCCUUACCCAGCCCAGAGCCCAGGCGUGGCUGACCCCCUGCAGCAGGCCUACGCUGGGAUGCACCACUUCGCAGCAGCCUAUCCAUCGGCCUAUGCCCCAGUGAGCACAGCUUUUCCCCAGCAGCCUUCAGCCCUGCCCCAGCAGCAAAGAGAAGGUCCUGAAGGCUGUAACCUCUUCAUCUAUCACCUGCCUCAGGAGUUCGGUGAUGCAGAACUCGUACAGACAUUCCUGCCCUUUGGAGCUGUUGUCUCUGCCAAAGUCUUUGUGGACCGAGCCACCAACCAGAGCAAGUGUUUUGGGUUUGUUAGCUUUGACAAUCCAACCAGUGCCCAGACAGCCAUUCAGGCCAUGAAUGGCUUUCAAAUUGGCAUGAAGAGGCUCAAGGUCCAGCUAAAGAGGCCCAAGGAUGCCAAUCGGCCUUACUGAUCUGCUCCCACUGACCAGCCGCAGAAAGAAACUGAAGAGUGAAGAGAAAGGAAAGGAAAAGCACAGCAAUGCUUGAGCCGCCCUUCCCGCGGGAGCAGCCGCAGGGAGGUGGAUCGGACCUGCGGCCAGCGCCUGGGGCUCGGGCCGCGUUAGGGACAUCUUUGUCAAGUGGGUUGGACUUCGCCUGUGGCACAGUGUCAGGCUGGCAAGGCAGCUGGGGCUGGCUGAGGACCGACUGUCCAGGGGAACCAGCGGAGGGACUUGGGGGUGCCAUGGGCUUCUCUGCCCGAGAAGCCCGUAUUUACUUCUUUCAAAAUCAUAUCAUUCCUUAGAGUUUAGGGACCAAAGGACUAUUGCUUUUUUAAGACUAUAUAUAUAUAUAAAUUAAAACAAAGAAACAGAAAACAAAAACAGAAAACCCACACACAUGAAAAGCAACAAAGAAAAUAUAGUCUCGUAAAAGCUGCCUUUAAAUAUUCCUAGGAGACAGGGUGGAGACCCGCGGAAGCCCCGGCUUCAGCAGAAGGGGGCUAUGGAAAGAUUGAUGUGUGUCUCAUUCCUACUUCAGCCAUCCUCCUGAACCACCUUUUAAAAAGAAUUAAAAACUUGAGCUCUAGGCUCAUAUGCAGGUAAUGAGAGAGUCACAGAAGCAGUGAAACCAUAACCUUCAAACUCAGAGGGCAGACCUGAGGGGGCCUGGGAGGGGCUCUGGUCUGCCCCGGCCCCUCCCGCCCUGAGAGGCCCCCUAGCCCGCGGGCACGGGAACCUGCCUCUCCUUCCUGACUGCCUUCCCCAUGGGACCGCGGCUUCCCGGCAGGAAGAAAGAGAGUUUGGGCCACGCCAGCCUUUCCCGUCCCCAUCCAGAUAGACAGAGGCCGAGACACCUUCUGUUUGCCCUCACCUUGAGCCGGCCACUGUGUCCCCUGGCUCUGGGCCGCCUAAGUUUGCCCGUCUGUAACGUAGUGCAGGAUUUAUGUCGAGGGCUGUGACAACCGACUUGGAAGGUCUGUUACUGUAUAUAUACUGCCAUUGAGAAGGGGAUAAUUUUCAAUGUGUAGAAGCUUCAGAAUUUAGAGGUCCCUCUUUACCCAGGAUGUGGGAGGGAAGUAGAUGUUUUGCCAAAAUACUUCUUCACACCUUUAAAAAGUAUAUCUUUCCUAUGCAAGAAUGUCUCACGUGCUUAUCCAAGGUGCUUCUAGAUGGUGAGCAGUGUUCAGCUUAGAAGUGGUGUGUGCUCUGUCUGUCUGUCUUUGUCUGUCUGUUGUAUACAGUGGGUGCCAUAUAAAGCUGAUCGGUGGUGGUGCCUCCUGCCUGCUUCUCUGAGAUGGGCAAAAGAUUCAGCUUAGAACAAACACCAUGACUCCACCUUGCCUUGGUCAGCCUUUCCUGGGCCUGCAGGGCCUUGCACAUAUUUUUCCCAGCCUUGCACAUAUUUUUCCCAGGAGGAGAUUUCCCCUCUACCCCAUAGACACGGAUCGAACUGGUCUGAGGCCCUAACUAUGUGGUGGGCACUCUGGUCCCCAGCAUUGCUGAGGCUGGAAGCCUUUGAUCUGAAAUCACAUCAGACAGUAAAUGAUGUGGGGGUGAGGUUGGAGGUUCCUCCUUCAUAACGGUUUCUAAGAAAACUUGUUCCCACCUGUUCCUCUGUCUUUGACUCAUUUUUGGAGGGGAUGGGAUGAAAAAUAAUUAUGGUAAUAAUAUUACCAAGUAAGGUGUGGUAUAUACCAACAACACAUUUCCAGCUGAGAGAGGAACCAGUGUCGAGGGCAUCAUAGACUGGCCACUCUGGACUCAGAUGGAGCUAGGUAACACCUGCAUAUUCAAACAGAUACGUGGAAUACAAGAGACUCACAGUGCUAGGUGCUAAGCACUGUGCUAGGAGUUGGGGCUCAGGCAUGCUCUAAGUACUCAGAGUCAGGGAAACCAGACUGGUAACUAGUUGUAACUGGAGGCCCACAGUCCGUGAUAGCAAGCAGUAGAGUACCUACUUUGGACUUUAGUGGUAAGGGAGGUCAAGGAAAGGUUUCCUGAAAGAGAUGGAGAAAGGGAAGGAUCUUCAAGGAUAAACUAGGACGAUUAGACAAAGCCAUUUGGGUGGCUGCAUUAUUUUGAUAAAUUAUCAUCGAGAAAUAAUGAUCACUCUUUACUCAGUGCUUAUUAUGUGGCAGACAGUGGGCACCAAGAAAAGACCCUUUUUUCCAUUCCUAACUCUACCCUGAACCGAACUCAUCACCAAGUCAUGUCAAGACACUUGAACCAAAAUGGCAAAGUAUUUUGCUCCGUGGUUAGGGACUGGCUGUGCACCAAGGAUGCAGGGGUUGGCAGGGUCUAGAUUAGGGGUCAGCAAACUAUGGCCUCUGGGUAAAUCUGGCCUGCAGCCUGUUUGUCUAUGGCCUACAAACAGAAUGGUUUUUACAAUUCUAAAGGGCCUUAAAAAUAGAAACAAAACAAAAAAGAAUAUGAGACAGAGACCUAUUGUAGCCCACAAAGCCUAAAAUACUUAUUUGGUUCUUUAGACAAAAAGUUUGCUGACCCCUAUAAGAUCAUGGAAGACUUGUAUAAUAUCUAAUGAAUUUGAACAACAUGGUGUUUGUGUCUCUGUUGUAUGUGCAUGUAUUAGUCUGAACCAUUUCAGUUGCAAGUGUCAAAAACCAAACUUUUAAGCCAAUAGGAAUUAUGGUGGUGCCUUACAUAAUUAAUUGGCUUAUAUAAUUGAUAAAUCAAAGGGUAUGUAUCUGUUAGACAUGGCUGGAUUUAGGGGUUCAAAUGAUGAUAUUUCCAUCUCUCGGUUUUGCUUUCUUCUGCAUGUUGGCCUCACUACGUCUAGCUCUCAAGUCCUAAGAGGACUUUGGCCAGAAUGAGUUUGUGCCCAUCUCUGGGGUAGAAGAAUAGACUGCUGUGAUUGACAACUUCACCAGGGCUCUGUGGAGGAGAGAAAUGGGUCCCAAAGGAAGGGAUGAUGGCCAUAUAAGCAAUAGGCAUCUACUAUAUUCUCCCCCUUUAUUGCUCAGCAUCCACCUAUGUUUUCUUGACAAACAGUUUCAAAAAUGUGCUUCCUAACAAUGCAAUGAUCCUAGGCCCAACAAAAAGUACACUCACCUACUUCCCAGUGAGUAACAAAACAGACAUGUCCAGUUGCUUUAUCGAGUGAUGUGCAAUUCUUGAUCAGGUCUGGAUAUAACAUGAUUUUGCAAUCUCUGACUAAAAGAUAAAUUUAGCUAUCCCUACAUAACAUAUAAAGUAGUGGAGGGAAAGAGGACAACCAUUUUUUUUUAAAAAAAGAAAACACCUUUCAUUUGGGAUAGGGGAGAAGAGAAAACAAUGGUCACUAAUCUAUAGCAUAUAGAUUCUGGACAGUGGAGUAAGUUUCUUGGUCAAUAAAACUGAUUGCUCUUGGUCCUUUCCACUGGGAAAUAUCUCCUUUAUCCAUUGUCCUUUGUGGACAUCUCUGAGAGGAUGCCCUCCCUGGCAUUGCAGCUUUCCUUUGCUCUUUGAACAUGUUCUUGGGCCUCAAGAUCCCUGUUUGCCAGGCCUGAGGGUUCUCUGGUGACGCAGUUCCUUUCCAACGGACUCAUUCAGUUUCUGGGCUCUCUGUGAGCUUGUAAGCGGCAUCAAGUGUCUUGCUGAGUCCUAGUCCUUGAGUCUGAGUCUGGCGCUUAUGAUUUCUGUCUCUUAGCAACAUGUCACGCUUUGCCCAUUCCCCUCCACUUCAGCUUCUAGGCUUCCAUAAGGGCCUGUCUGUGGUGAUAAAUCAGCCUUACUCUGCUCAGUAUCAGCAGAGAGAGAUUACCUGUUCAACAUUUGCCUGGUGUGCUCCCGUGGCCCUGACCAGAGAGUCCAAAUCCCUGAAUGGAAUUGGUGCCUAGGCCUCAGCCCCAAACAGAUGCGUAGGACAGGAGUAAGGCAACCGCACAGUACUCAUUCUGGCCAACUUGCAGCUUUUACUCCACUCACCCUCUGGCCAUGGUCCAUUACACUGUGAGGCCACAUCACCAAAGCACUCCUGAGAGGAGUCUGUCAGUGGACACUGAAUUUGGGGGCCCUCUGAGAACUUGUAUAACUGGGGGACUGUGGUAAAGUCUCUAGCCUUUAUCAGAGCCCCUGUAAUUUCUGUCUCUCUGGAUGCAGCCUUGGUGUUUUGGACAUAGGAAGAAAGGACCUUUUGUCUGAGAUGGAACUAAUAACCUCUUACCUUGGAAGCAGCUCUAGAUCUACUUUGUGCUCUGACUAGACCUGGACUCUCACCUCUGCCUCAGUGGAUCAGAACAUGCAUGUGAUGCUCUCCAAAAGAGCAUGCUAAGGAUGCUAUCACAGGAUCUCUCUUGAUCUGUUCCAACUUUGUUAUAAUUGUUGGUAUCCAUCGUCUCAAAGACACCUGCGUGUAUCGUGACACAGCUGAAUCCAGCAGGGACUCAGAGGCUGUUUUUGGCCUCUUGGCCUCACUUCAUGGCUAGCAUAUCUGUGCAAUCAGGUUACACAAACCUCCUGGCCUCAGGGAACUCAGAGCCGAUGCAGACUAUGCAGCUGCUCCUCCAUCCUGAACCAUGUGGGGUCUGCAAAGAAGUGACCAGGUCUGUGCCAAGCACAAACUCAGAAAGGGCAGAGAGCCACUCUUUUUCUCCCUAGCUCUGGCUUCAGACAAUGUGAUCACAGUGUCCUCCACCCUCUAGCAACCUGGGAAGAUCACAGCUUUUCAGCAUUUGUAGAGGAACCUUUGAACUUCCAGGUUCUGGCCAACUGCUCUCUAGUUGCUUAAGAACACAGAGACCCCGAAGGCAGAGCAGGCUGCAAGCCCGGGUCUGAAUUUUCCCAAGGGAAUUCUUAGGUGCCAGGAGAAAAUUCAGGGAACCUCAAAGAAGGCCUGUGAAGUAAAACCCAGUUCCCCUAGGGAGCAGGCCAGAAAUGGCCUGACCCAGUGACCUUGACACUGGGCUCCAGACAGGAAGCCAGCAGUCUGGGCUAUAGGUCCUGCAUUUGAGCAGGUGAAAUCAGUUGUGUCCUCAGAACCUCCCUGCUACCCCAAGACUCAGUGUUGGAAAGGGGGCUUUGACUGUGGCUCUAAAUCUUAGCCUAAGUACUCUAGACAGACUCUGAGGCAAGGAUUAAAGUGCUCACACUGUUUGGGAAGAUGGAAGCUCAGGAUGAUGAGAGGACAGAAGAGACAUAGGCAAGGAAAGAUGUAAAGCAACGCGGGACAACACAUCAUUGUGUUGACCAGUGCCACAUACGAGCCCCGAGGAGAGAGUAGGUCACUUGAAAGGGUUGUUUGCAAACCACAUGGUAUUUGUGAGGAAAACUGCACCCUGGGCAGUUCACCAGGAGGAGAACUGAGAGGGAAUGUAUCCCUCCGUUCCUCAGUCAUCUCCUGUUUUCCAUUGGCCGAGGCAUACUCCACAGAGAGCUCUGCUGUACUUGUGAGUUGCAUCAUUUGCCCCUUGGGAAGUCAGAUCCCACUGCUGCCAUGUGGCAUUUCUACCACAGAUGUGGGAGUGGAGGAGGUCCUUGGCAUAGUAGGUACUGACAGAGAAAGAAAUGAGGAGGGGUCCUAGGGAGUCCAAGAAGGUGCAUGAAGUCUGUGACCAGCACCUCCCACUCUCUCCAGCAGGAUUCACAGCCAGGGUCCCCAAGGCACCAGAACCCCCAGGGCUGACUGAAUUCCCAGUGAAAUAAAUGUUCUUUAAUUUGAGAGAAAAAAGACGCAUUCAGGUGUGGCUUGGAGGAUCAGGCUUUUUCUCUGGAACUUCCCAGGCCCUAGGUUAUCAUAUCUAGUGUUGGAUACUCCACCUCUGUGCCUUUGCUCUCACUUUAGCCUUGAGACAAGGAUCUGGUUUUUAUAAUCUAUAGGAUGCAUGAUUGUCUGGCCCUGGCGGUCAGGCUUGCUGGCUACAGGCGGAAACAACAACUCCAAACACAGCUAUGGAUGUUUCUGGUUCUGCCAGCAUGGACCUGAUUAAAACCACAGGACACAACUGAAAAUUUUGAGAAGAGGCCAGCAUACUCCAACAUGCAGAGAUUUUCCCAGUGUGUCCCUGAAAUCUCCAUCUAGGGAGGAUGUGUGACCCAAAUCUCAAGAUAAAGUAGGAAAUGAUUUAACCAGCGAAUUGGGUACCACAUAACAGGGAUUGCCGACUUCCCGGUCAAGGGUCAUCAGCAACCUGCUGAUUUCACUUAGUUCCUCCAAUUCCACGUUCUAGAGUCUGUUGUCUGCACACUCCGUGCCAUUUUAUAUUGUUUAAUUACAAGUGGAAGGCACCAACCCAAACCAGCUUAAGCAGAAGGGAGCUGAGAAGUGUCAUGGAAUCACUGACUUCAGGCAGGGCUGAAUUCAAGGGCUCAAAGAAAUGUCAUCAGAUCUCUCUAAUGGCUCUCCUUCUCUUUGUGCCUUGGUCGUGUUUUCUUUCCUGAUGUAGACACACUUUUUCCAGGGAGAUCUUGGUGCCAGCAACUUUUGUCUCACAUGCUCCUAGCAUCAUGACCUCAAAAAGCAAGAGAGCUUUCUAGGGGAAGCUUGUGAUUGGGCUCUACUCAGUUCAAACCCAUACCUGAACUAAUUACUUUGGUCGGGUGAUGGAGUCCCCUGCCUGGCCUGUGGGGCAUGUAUCCAUCUCUGAAUGGUGGAAGGAGGCAGGGGGAAGAGGUGGCAGUAUGACUGUCAGCCCCAUUAAGUACUUAUGGAGCAUAAAGACAUGUCUUUUGUGGUCUGUAAGAACAUGUAAGUUGACCUGACAGGAGUGUAGGAUGCAGGUAAGGAAAGGGUGAGAGUCAGGUAGGAGCCACAUCCAUAGAAAGGGUAUAAUGAGCCAUUGAAGGGCUUUAAUAGCGGAAUGACAUGAUUAGAUUUGGGUCCUAGAAGGAUUCCACUAGGCAGCUAAGUGGAGAAUAGAUCAGAGGGGUAGAUAUUGGGAUAGGGCAUCUGGAGGAGGCUAGUGCAAUGGUUCUGGUGACGAAGAGUAGGAAAGCAAAGAGACCAAUCAAUUUAAGAUGUAUUAAGAGGUAAAAGGUAAGAUACUUAUAAAAUUGGUUCGGUUUAAAUGAGGGUGGGAGGAGUCUAAGAUGCUUCCCUCUCAGUGUUCAGGUUGAACAAGUUAUAGGUGAUGUUUACUAAGCUGAGAACAUUAACAAAAAAAAAAAGUCAGAUUGAGAAGAAAAUGACUUGCCUGUGAGACGUACAAGUGGAAUUGUCAAAAACACAACUUAUCCCAACUUCAAACAAGAAAGAUGGACAGAGAGAUUUGGGAAUCCUGGUCACUUGUAGUGAGUGUGUCACACAAGAUGAUUUAAACAGAAAAGCCAUUUGUUGAAAGGGCAGUAGGUGGAUCAUGGGAUGGCCACGUAGGACACACAAGCUUGGAAAAUAAGCAGGAACAAUGGGAGGCCAGUCUACCAGGCAAAAGCUAAAAUCAGAUGCUGGAACCAGCCCACCAAGACUACUGCCAUUGUCAUCAUCAUUGGAGAGCUGGUGUUAUCACCACCAGAACUCACUACAGACCCCAAGCUGACCCUACAUAGCAACAGCCACCAGGAUGAAUUCUGUACGGUUCUAUUUCUCUGAAUCAUUUUCUCCAGAAUCUACACUUUGUGGGGGCUAUUUGGCCAGACCCAGGUCACAUGCCUUAGUCUGAGCUGCCAAAGAGCUAGGAAAGCAAAGACCCAACCUUUUCAAUGUCUUUCAUGGAAGGUGGGCUCUGAUUACCUCUAAGACUUGUAGCAUAGGAGGGGAAUCAGAUUCUGGGAAGCCCCAAAUUACCGAAGUCUGCUUCAAGUGGGCGCUGAUGAGGUUACUGGUAGAGGAGGUGAGAAAUGCAUGUGGACUAAACUGUUUAUUUAAAUAGUGAAUGACAGAAAAGGAGUCUAUUAAGAAUGCUGUGAAGGAACUAUGUUGAGGGUAAGAAGAAACUAGAAUGUAGCCCAUAGGAGCCAAGAGAGGAAAGGAAUGCAGGGACAGGAUGAGAACAAGGUCAAAUAACAUCAAGUGGCUCAACAAGUUAAGCCUGAUAUUUUUCCAAUGGAUUUAGCAGUUUGAAAGUCCUGACUUCAGUUUAAGUAUUUUCAGUAGACAUUUUGGGAAGAGGUCAGAUGUUGCAAGAUUUAAGGAAUAUGUGGAAGGUGAGGAUGUGCAGAUGGGGUACUCACUACUUCCCAGAAGCCUGAUUGAGGUCAGAAAACAUGUGCAAUGGUCAGUAGUGUGUGGAGUUAAAAUUGGACUCUUUUUUUUGGUUGGGCUAGUGAAUCAAGUUUCUAUGCUGAGAUCAAAGAGUAGGAGAGGAAAAAGUUGAACAUCGAUGAAGGAGAGGCUUAAGUGAAGGAUCAAAGUUCCUGAAGAGACAAAUGAAAUACAGAUCACAGUGAAAGGAAUACCUUUGGGUUUGAAGGGAGGCCUUUCUACCUCUUAGAAAGUAAGGGUAGAAGAGAUUCAAAUGUAUGGAGGGGGCUGAAAAUAAAGGCACUUUUCUCUGCAUUACCUUUAUUUUCUCUGUGAAGCAGAAUGGGGGAUGGUGGCAGAAGGUGACUUGUGGGAAGAUUGCUGGGUACACAGAGGGCCCAACUGAGGAGACUGAAUUUGUGGUAGCUCUGUAUUGGGUACAAGUUCAGUUGAACUACUUAUUAUAGAU